AUGAACCAGCUGCCGUCCUUCCUGCAGCCUGCCGUCCGGAAGCCACGAUACUCAACCCGACCAUUUUAUACCACGCUGUUGGUGUUUACACUUGUUGCAACAGCGAGUUGGUUCCUAACUGGUACUACACAUGAAAAUGGCCAGUUUGCGCAACCAGGUACAGAGCCACAUAUAGACCUGUUCAGGCGAGAUGCCGAACUAGAGUGUCGCUCGGUCCGCAAUGUUAAACACCAGUGUGCAUUCGUCCGUGCCAACUGCCCCGAUCACGAGGAUGGCCUAAUCUCUUACCUUCAAUUUUACUAUUGCGGGCUGGCAGAUGCAAAACCGGUAGCAUUCACGAUAUUGAUACUCUGGCUGUCACUGCUCUUCAGUACCAUCGGCAUCGCGGCAAGCGAUUUCCUGUGUAUUGAUCUGAGUACAUUGGCUAGCAUUCUAGGUUUGAGCGAGAGUCUCACAGGCGUGACAUUCCUUGCAUUUGGCAAUGGAAGCCCUGACGUGUUUUCGACUUUUGCCGCCAUGCGGUCGAAUAGUGGGAGCCUGGCGAUUGGUGAGUUGAUCGGCGCGGCAACUUUUAUCACCUCCGUUGUCGCAGGCUCCAUGGCAUUAGUUCGCCCAUUCAAGGUCGCGCGAAGGAGCUUUGUCCGAGAUGUGGGCUAUUUCAUAGUGGCCGUUAUUUUCAGCAUGUUUAUGCUGGCCGAUGGGAAACUUCAUGUAUGGGAGUCAGCUGCAAUGGUAGGCUUGUAUGCCUUCUAUGUUGUAUUGGUGGUGACGUGGCACUGGUAUCUGGUGCGGCGACGCCGAAAGAACGAGAGAGAUCUCGCAGCGCGAGCCCACUUCCAUAUACCGGAGAACCAAGAACUCGAGAUCGAAGAGUCCGUUGAGGACGAUGAUCCGGGUGUAGCGUCAGAGUCACGAAGUCUUCUCCGCGGAGCUUCGACUGAGGAUUUUGAUCUUUUGGAACGUGUCGAGCCUGUUCCUCUAUGGAAAGAAGAGGAUGACGAGGACGAUGAAACACGCAACCGGUACUUGGCCGAGAUUCGUGACAACAUGCAUGUCUAUCGCCCCGUGAAAUCGAGACGUAACACGAUGAAUCCCAUUCGACCGAGUCUUGUCGGUGCAUUGGAGUUUCAAUCUGUUCUUCACUCACUGCAGAAAUCAAGAAGCACCCGUCACAAUCCGACAAUCAGCCUGAACAGCUAUUCAGAUGACGAGUCCAAUUUCGACACGCGCUCGGUGGCAUCGCAUCCUCGUGCUAGCCGACCAUCAACUAGUAAUGACCGCUUGUCGCCGUCCAGCGCAGGAGGUUCAUCUCGAGUUCGAGCUGUGUCAGCGAAUGACGCCUUGGGGUUGAAAUUUGACUCAAGUGUUUUAGAGCCCCGGUCACCAGAAGGUCCACUGCUUACAGUGAGCAAACCUUCUUUUGAGGACACUUCGGGGCAAGAAGCCAUGCAGUCACGCCAACUCCCUCCAAUUAAUACUGGGAUGGCAUUGGAUGUGUCUUCUGCGAACCAGUCGCCGAGUCUAAGUCCAGGUACCACAAGUCCCCAAAGCCCUGACCGGCUCGCUCCAUCGGACGCGUUUAACUCUCCCAAUUACCACAACGGAGGGAUAAAUGACCGGUCUCCAAUGUCAGUAUCUCCCAGGGGCACUACAACCCGCCAUUAUUCAGGCUUCGGGCUAGAAAGCCCCUCAGUGCCCUUCCCAUCGUAUACUGAUGUACCCUCCAUGGCACUCUCACGACCACCCAGCAUUAGACUUCCAAGUUCAGCCAGCCCGUUAGAACGGCUACAAGUCCAUGACGGGCAUGGUGAUUUCGCUCAUGUAGGCCUCCCUUUCGGAAAAUACCUCAGGAAUUGGUGGCCUGACUCGAUUCCCCCUCCCCAGCAGAUUGGUUGCACACUCUUCCCGACCUUGGCGGGCUGGAAAUCUAAAACUGUGUGGGAACGAUUGCUCGGUAUUAUCGCAGCUCCCAGUGUCUUGCUUCUUACCAUAACUGUCCCAGUCGUUGAGCCUGAGACACCAGAGUUUGUGGACCCAGACCCUAUACCCUCGGUGAUCAUUCAGGACGUCGAUGAUGGAGAGAAUCCUUCCCCGAGGGUUAGACUGCCAGCCGAUAGUCCAGUGCUCGUGGCUCAGGCACAUGACCAUGACGGGUCAGCUUCUAGCAUGCCGCCAACCCACCCCCAUCGAAAGUCCUCGUACGAACACACCGUCCGCCCCCGAUGGGACUCAGAACUCCCGGCAGUGCCAGUGCCGAGCUCACCUACUGUGAAUCCUUUGCCAACAAAAGACUGGAAUCGUUGGCUGGUUUCCAUCCAGCUUUUCACGGGUCCCUUCUUCGUCGUACUCAUUGCCUGGACGACUGUGGAUGAAGACCGUCAGCUGCGCAACCUCAUUCUCCCCUCCCUUGUCUCCCUCUUAUUCUCCUCCAUUUGUCUCACAGGCCUCAUAAUAAGCACCCGUCGUCAACGAAACAGCCGACGUCUCAGUGCGGAUCUUUCUAUUCCGCUUCUCCCUCACGAAUCCCAGCCCCACCUCGCCACCCUCCCAUCGCAAUGGCGGCCCUUCCUCUCCCUGCUUGGCUUCUUAGUAGCCAUAUCCUGGAUUGCCACGAUUGCCACAGAAGUUGUCUCCCUCCUCAAGACCAUCGGCGUUAUCCUCAACAUCUCUGAUUCCCUACUCGGAUUGACCAUCUUCGCUGUCGGGAACUCGCUAGGCGAUCUAGUCGCUGACAUCACAGUUGCCCGACUGGGGUAUCCGGUCAUGGCCCUCAGCGCCUGCUUCGGUGGUCCUAUGCUCAAUAUCCUCCUUGGUAUUGGACUUGGUGGUUUGUAUAUGACCAUUAAUGGUGGGAACAAGAGACACAAUGAGGCGCUGCAGGAUAUCGCCCCUGUGCAAGUCCCCUAUGAGAUUGCCAUCUCCAAGGUACUCGUUAUCAGCGGUGCGACGCUUUUGAUUAUCCUGGUUGGGCUUUUGAUUGUUGUUCCUAUGAACAACUGGAGAAUGGAUCGCAGGGUCGGGUGGGGUCUUAUCGCUGUUUGGUGUGUGAGUACCUUAGGGAAUGUGAUCGCCGAAGUUUUCUGGUGA
Messenger RNA from Penicillium crustosum, 3087 nucleotides. Its product is annotated as sodium/calcium exchanger protein. Gene Ontology annotation, biological process: monoatomic cation transport; transmembrane transport; intracellular calcium ion homeostasis. The transcript is spliced from 2 exons. The coding region runs from base 1 to 3087 and encodes 1028 amino acids. NCBI's taxonomy places the organism in Eukaryota, Fungi, Ascomycota, Eurotiomycetes, Eurotiales, Aspergillaceae. Gene Ontology annotation, cellular component: membrane. Gene Ontology annotation, molecular function: monoatomic cation transmembrane transporter activity. The record is from RefSeq and is a predicted model, not a curated record.